AUAAGAUACUAAGACCUCAUGCUCUCUGCUUCCUCACAGUUGCUCUGGCUUUGCACAGUUGCUCUGGCUUUCAAUUGUUAAUUAGAAUCAUUGAUGUUCAAAGCUCUACUGAAAAGUUCCAAGAUGUCAAUGAGAGCCAUUCAGGUUAAGGAGUUUGGUGCCAGCUGGGUCAUGCAAUUAGUUCCUGAUGUGAAAAAACCAAUUCCAGAAAAGAAUGAGGUGCUGGUGGAGAUGAAAUAUUCGGGUGUAAAUCCUGUGGACACCUACAUCCGCAGUGGCAGCUAUGCUGUACUACCCCAGCUGCCGUACAUUCCUGGCAAGGAUGGUGCUGGUGUUAUUGCCCAAGUGGGAAAUGCUGUCAAAAAAUUCAAAGUGGGCGACCGGGUGUUUGUUGAACAGAGUGGCAGACACGGAACUCUGGCAGAGUUUGCUGCAGUGCAUGAAGAUCGCACAUAUCUUUUGCCUGAGAAUUUGAAUUUGGAACAAGGCGCUGCUCUUGCAAUUGCUGCAUUCACAGCUUACAGAGCUCUUCAUUUGAAAGGUGGUGCACGCAAAGGUCAUCGCGUGUUGGUGCACGGGGCCAGCGGCAGUGUGGGCCAGGCGGCCGUGCAGCUCGCACGUGCUGCGGGCCUCCACGUCGUAGGCACGGCAGGCACGGCCGAGGGCGAGGAAGUCGUGCUGCAGUGUGGUGCCGCCGCCGUGUACAACCACCGACGACCUGGUUACCUCGAUGAACUGAAGGCAAAGGAGAGCGAAGGGUUCGACAUUGUGCUGGAAAUGUUAUCGAACGUCAACCUCGGCAACGAUUUGAGUCUGUUGCGCCGACGCUCCGUUGUUGUGGUGGUGGGGUGCAGAGGGGAGGUGACCAUCAGCCCCAGGCUGCUCAUGGCUAACGAGGCGUCCAUCGUGGGAUGUGCUCCCUCUGCUGCUGAUGAGGAAGAAGCAGCCAGUACGGCAGCUGCUGUCAUCCAGGCUGUGCAGAAAGGCCAACUCGUGCCUCGCGUCUCUAAAAUAUACACUCUGGAGCAGGCAUCCCAGGCUCACGACGACGUUAUAAAUAAUCCCUCGCUUGGCAAGCUAAUAGUGGAUGUGACAGCGUGAAUAGCGUCUUCAGCUUCAUGCUUUACAUUACUGUCAGGGCACAGUGUCUUGUGAUUGAAGAUUUCAUGUUAUUUUAGAUCUUUAAGUCAAGUUAACCUUUUUUCUGAGACAUCGCGACUGAGACAUAGACGAAUCGUUAGAUGUCAAAGCACAUAUUUAUUUAAGUUCCGAUUUUACAGACGCUAGUGUAUUAGUAUCGUUAGCGGGGUCAUGUCAUUAUAUUGUGAUGUGAAGACAUGUUUUGGGGGAGUGUAAUGUGAUUUACCUGUGAUUUCUUAGAGAUGAGAUACGUUGUACGGUUGAGAUAUAUACCUUUUAUUUAUGAGUGUCAUUAACAUAUAUUCGAUUAGAA
This is a messenger RNA of Hyalella azteca, 1453 nucleotides long. RefSeq names its product quinone oxidoreductase. The coding region runs from base 94 to 1101 and encodes 335 amino acids. The transcript has 9 exons. Gene Ontology annotation, cellular component: cytosol. The record is from RefSeq and is a predicted model, not a curated record. NCBI's taxonomy places the organism in Eukaryota, Metazoa, Arthropoda, Malacostraca, Amphipoda, Hyalellidae. Gene Ontology annotation, molecular function: quinone reductase (NADPH) activity; NADPH binding; mRNA 3'-UTR binding.